AUGGAGAAGAUCAUAGAGAAGAGAAUAUAUGACAAAGUGGCUGAAAAGAUUAGAAAAGAAACAAUGGAAGUGGAUCUAGAUGAGGCAAUCUUCCAUCAUCAAGAUGUGGAUUUCAUUCACGUGUUGUUUCAAGAUAUUAAAGACUUGUUGACGAUGCGAUGGCUUGAUGUGACCAUAUUACAAAUAUUUAUAAUAUGUCUUAGUCGGAUGUGCUCCAAAAUUGGAGUUCAUACAAUUGGAUUCCUCUGCCCAAGGACUAUUUGUGCUGACUCUGUACUUGCGGAUAUUGAUAAGGUCACAAAAUAUCUUGUGAAUGCCAUGGUUGAACAGACGAAUCGACACUUCAUUUUAGCUCCAUACCAUGAAAAGGCAUUUCGAUCGGUUGAAACUUUAGGAGGGAGAAGACCUAAAAACAACGUUGAUUGGGUUCACAUUGAGUGUCCUCAACAACCGGGUGGUGUGGAGUGCGGGUAUUAUGUGAUGAGAUUCAUGUAUGAAAUAUGCACUCAAUGUUGGGAUUCUGAUGAUUUAGAUAUGGAAUUAUUCUUUAAUAGAAAGCCUUAUUCAGAAGCGCAAAUUGAUGAGGUUCGUGAGAUUUGGUCUAAAUAUUUUACUCAAAAAUGUAUAUAA
Ipomoea nil (Japanese morning glory) is the source of this 630-nucleotide messenger RNA. RefSeq lists its product as uncharacterized. The coding region runs from base 1 to 630 and encodes 209 amino acids. The record is from RefSeq and is a predicted model, not a curated record. Lineage: Eukaryota; Viridiplantae; Streptophyta; Magnoliopsida; Solanales; Convolvulaceae. The transcript has 6 exons.